Pseudopipra pipra is the source of this 1050-nucleotide messenger RNA. It is a transcript of the gene MIOX, whose product is annotated as myo-inositol oxygenase. Gene Ontology annotation, cellular component: cytoplasm. The record is from RefSeq and is a predicted model, not a curated record. Gene Ontology annotation, molecular function: inositol oxygenase activity; iron ion binding. The transcript is spliced from 10 exons. Gene Ontology annotation, biological process: inositol catabolic process. Lineage: Eukaryota; Metazoa; Chordata; Aves; Passeriformes; Pipridae. The coding region runs from base 81 to 923 and encodes 280 amino acids.
GGGCCCCCCCGCGCCGCCCCCCAGCACAAAACCGGGGGUCCCGCGGCCUCCCAGCAGCUUGGGAGCCCCCCGGAGCCACCAUGAGGAGCCUCCAGGAGGGCCCCGACCCCUCUGAGGAGCCCAAACCCGGCAAGGACAAGUCCGAGUUCAGGAACUACACGGAGGGGAAGCUGAUCGACCGCGUGUACCACACGUACCUGCUCAUGCACACACACCAGACCGUGGACUUCGUCCGCAGGAAGAGAGCCCAGUACGGGCCGUGCUCCCUGCGGAGGAUGAGCGUGAUGGAGGCGCUGGAGCUGCUGGACCAGCUGGUGGACGAGUCGGACCCCGACGUGGAUUUCCCCAACUCCUUCCACGCCUUCCAGACGGCCGAGGGGAUCCGCCGGGCACACCCCGACAAAGACUGGUUCCACCUCGUGGGGCUCCUGCACGACCUGGGGAAGGUGCUGGUGCUCUUCGGGGAGCCCCAGUGGGCGGUGGUGGGGGACACCUUCCCGGUGGGCUGCAAGGUGCAGAGCUCGGUGGUCUACGGGGACUCCACCUUCCACGACAACCCCGACACCAAGGACCCCCGCUACAGCACCGAGUGUGGGAUGUACCAACCUGGCUGUGGGCUGGAGAACGUCCUCAUGUCCUGGGGCCACGAUGAGUACAUGUACCAAGUGAUGAAGUUCAACAAGUUCGCCCUGCCCAAGGAGGCCUUCUACAUGAUUCGCUUCCACUCCUUCUACCCCUGGCACGCGCACGGGGACUACGGGCACCUCUGCUCCGAGGAGGACCGGCGCAUGCUGCCCUGGGUCCGCGAGCUCAACAAGUUCGACCUGUACACCAAGCAGGAGGAGCUGCCCGACGUGCAGCAGCUCCGCGGGUACUACCAGUCGCUCAUCGACAAGUACUGCCCGGGGCAGCUCUGCUGGUGACCCCCAACCCUGCCAGGACCACCCUCCACCCUGCUGGGACCCCACCGGGCCCCUCACCCGCAGCAGCACCCAGCACCUCCCCCAGACCCCACCGUGGGGGCUCCCCAAUAAACCUGCUUGUGCCGCA